Molecule: messenger RNA, 933 nt
Organism: Syngnathus acus (greater pipefish)
Lineage: Eukaryota; Metazoa; Chordata; Actinopteri; Syngnathiformes; Syngnathidae
Gene: ppp1r14aa
Product: protein phosphatase 1, regulatory (inhibitor) subunit 14Aa
Exons: 4
Coding region: 59-544 (161 amino acids)
Biological process (GO): regulation of phosphorylation
Cellular component (GO): cytoplasm
Molecular function (GO): protein serine/threonine phosphatase inhibitor activity
Source: RefSeq, a predicted model, not a curated record
AGAGAGAGAGAGAGAAGAAGACGCGAAACCAGUCAGACCAGUACACAACAGAGAGGACAUGGCAUCCGACCGGACCGGUACCCAACCUGGAGAAAGCGGGGACGUUCAUUUAAUAGAUGAAGAUCCGUUUGAGGAAUACAGCGGGCAUGCCCCCAAAAGACAUGCCCGGGUUACAGUCAAAUACAACCGGAAAGAGCUGCAGAGACGCCUCGAUGUGGAGAAGUGGAUUGAUGACCGUCUUGACGUGCUCUACUCUGGUCAGGAAGAAGAUAUGCCUGAAGAGGUGAAUAUUGACGACUUCAUUGACCUUCCUGAUGAUGUGGAACGUGUUAAAAAACUGCAGGAGCUUCUUACAAAGUGUCACAAAGAUACUGAGACCUUCGUCAGAGAGCUGGUGGAGAAGCUACAGGGAGUUCAUAAGGAGGAAGAGCUGCAGAGUGAAGGCGUGGAGCAUCCCGUCAUCGCUCACAGCCACCAUCGCCAUGAACCUUAUCAUUUCAACAAACCACACCAUUUCCACCAAGGCCAGAACCAGACCCUUUGACAAGCUGCCCCAACCUCAAUUAUAUACACACACACACACACACACACACACAAAUAACACACAGUAAUUAAAAACCCAUCACACUCAUGUAUUUAAUUAUCCAUAUGAUUUGUUUGUCAAAUCCUUGCCAAUGGAUAUACAAAACAUUUGUGGUUGGAGAAUUUGGUGUCUGUCUGCCAAUGACGUGCUUGUGGCACAGUGCGAGAGAAGAAACAAGUGGCUCUUCCGUCACUUCAAACUUAUUACCAUUAUUUCUAAACUAUCAUUCAUUUAAAAGUCUUGUCAAAUAGAAUGCAUGUAUGUUUUGACAUAUGUUGUCACACAUCCAUCAUCAUAGUCAUGAUUAAAUGGUGUUCUUUCAAGUAUAUUAAAAUGAAACCACCAAGCUA